GUACUCGCUCACAUGUGACAACAGAAGGUCAAACAUGGCUGUGUGCACCAAAGCACUGGAUAAAGUCGUGUUUUCGUUAAGGCUAAUACGAAACCUCCAGCUUCAGAAUGAACGGUUUCUAUCCUCAUCCCUGCCUCGUCUUGCUGCGGGAAGCGACAGCCAGCAGCCACCCAGAUUCACUCCUCCUCCCAAACCCGUCAUCAUAGACAAGACACAGACCGUCACAUCACAGCGAAAGUUUCUGAGUCCGGAGUUCAUCCCUCCCAGACAGAGGACGGACCCUGCCAAGUUUUCCAUGGAGAGGAAAGACAUGGUCCGCAGGAGGAAAGUGCUCGACAUCCCCGAGUUCUACGUGGGGAGUAUCUUAGCUGUGACCAUGGCCGACCCUGAUGCCAGUGGGAAGACAAAUCGCUUCGUGGGCAUCUGUGUCCAGAGGGGAGGCAAGGGGCUGGGCGCCACUUUCAUUUUGAGGAACAUCAUUGAUAACCAAGGUGUGGAGAUCUGCUAUGAGCUGUACAGUCCUCGGAUCCAGCAGAUCGAGGUGCUGAAGCUGGAGAAGAGGCUGGAUGACAACCUGAUGUACCUGAGAGACGCCCUGCCUGAGUACAGCACUGUGGACCCCAGCAUGAAGCCUGUCCCCUUCUCGCCCACAGGAGAAGUGCCAGUCAACAAGCUCAAGGUGAAGAUGCGUCCAAAACCGUGGUCCAAACGCUGGGAGCGGCCCAAGUUCAACAUCCAGGGCAUCCGCUUUGACCUGAGCCUGACCCCCGAGCAGAUGGAGCACGCGCAGAAGUGGGCGCAGCCUUGGGUGCAGUACGACAUGCUGAAGGAGUACGACACCUCCAGCCUGGAGGAGAAGAUCCACACUGAGGUCCAGCAGGAGAUGAGCAAGUGAGGGAAACACAACACAAACUUUUCCAGGGAUUUGAAUCUGUCCUGAUGUGGAACAUCCAACAGGACUGUGACUCUGUGAUUCUCCAGCUCAUCCGACAUUCAACAGGAUUCAGAUGAAAACUCACAUCGGUGUAACAGGCUCGGCUUGAGAGAGCCACACGAGUGAAUGUAUGGACAAGUGGAUUUGCCAAGGGAGCAGGUGAUGUACUGUAUGGAUUAAGGCCUGUCUCAUGUUGUCCUGUUUUUCAGUGUACAGGGUAUGAGCUCUCUCAGUGUCAGGGCCUUUAAACUCUGUACUAUACAAUAAACAGCGCCAUUCACUGGUUUCUAAAAUAAAAAUGCUAUUAAACUGAAA
This is a messenger RNA of Myripristis murdjan (pinecone soldierfish), 1249 nucleotides long. It is a transcript of the gene mrpl19, whose product is annotated as mitochondrial ribosomal protein L19. The record is from RefSeq and is a predicted model, not a curated record. Gene Ontology annotation, cellular component: ribosome; mitochondrial large ribosomal subunit. Lineage: Eukaryota; Metazoa; Chordata; Actinopteri; Holocentriformes; Holocentridae. Gene Ontology annotation, biological process: translation. The transcript has 6 exons. The coding region runs from base 35 to 895 and encodes 286 amino acids. Gene Ontology annotation, molecular function: structural constituent of ribosome.